Nothoprocta perdicaria is the source of this 752-nucleotide messenger RNA. Its product is annotated as protein FAM13A-like. The record is from RefSeq and is a predicted model, not a curated record. The transcript is spliced from 5 exons. NCBI's taxonomy places the organism in Eukaryota, Metazoa, Chordata, Aves, Tinamiformes, Tinamidae. Gene Ontology annotation, biological process: signal transduction. Bases 147 to 752 code for a protein of 201 amino acids.
CAUUUUCUUCUAUUCGAGUUAAGCAAACAACAAAUAAAGUCACACCGGAUCUCCAGCUCCAAAAAGGAAGAAGUGCAUUUGGUGUUCCUCUGGAAACUCUCAUACAGGAAGAACCACAAUGCAGAGUUCCCUUUCUUGUGACACAGAUGGUGGAAUACCUAGAAGUAUUUGGUCUAGAGCGUGUAGGUAUAUUUCGAAUCAAUGGCUCUGUGCAUAAAAUCAAGGAAUUGAAGCAGAAAUACAAUCGAGGGGAAGAUGUAGACCUUAUUAAUGAUGGAGACGUUGAUUCUGUUGCCAGUCUGCUGAAACUCUUUCUGAAGGAACUCCCAGUGGCUGUUUUUCCAGACCAUCUAUGUGCUGGCUUCCUAAAAGCUUUCCAAGAGCAUGAAGUCAAUACAACAGAAUGCCUGAAGAACCUGAGACAGUUACUGAGCUGCCUGCCCAAAGCCCAUCACAGCCUCCUUCAGUUCCUGGCUGCUUUCCUGUUAAAGGUGUCAGCACACAGUGCAGUGAAUUUCAUGACUCUGGAAAACUUAGCCAUUGUGUUUGGGCCUGCCUUUUUUAACAUCCCUGUGAGUCCCAUGGCUUGUGAAGAUCAAAGGCUUUACAAUGGCUUGCUGCUGUAUUUGCUGCAACACUAUGAGAUGCUUUUCACUGACUUGGACCCUUGUUUCUCCCUGAAACAAGCAGACGACCCUAAGAAAGAUAACAUAGAAGGUGAUGAAAGAGACAGAAACACAUCAUUAAGGUAG